This is a messenger RNA of Guillardia theta CCMP2712, 1245 nucleotides long. Its product is annotated as ammonium transporter. Lineage: Eukaryota; Cryptophyceae; Pyrenomonadales; Geminigeraceae. Gene Ontology annotation, biological process: ammonium transmembrane transport. Bases 1 to 1245 code for a protein of 414 amino acids. The record is from RefSeq and is a predicted model, not a curated record. The transcript is spliced from 11 exons. Gene Ontology annotation, molecular function: ammonium channel activity. Gene Ontology annotation, cellular component: plasma membrane.
AUGGAUUCCGGAGACACGACAUGGAUCAUCGUCUCUACUGCACUUGUGCUUGGAAUGAGCCCAGCACUAGCGUUCUUCGAAGCUGGGAUGUUGCGAUCCAAGCACUCUCUCUCCAUCAUCUCUCAGGCGUUUGCGGGGAACGCGCUGCUCUCUGUGAUGUGGCUGCUCUUCGGCUACACCCUGUGCUUUGGCCCCACCAUGAACGGCCUCAUCGGUGCCCCAUCGCAUCUGCUCUGGUUCAACGUGCGGUAUGAUCAGUGUGGCCCUCACGCCAAGAACAUCCCAGCAGCUCUCUUUGCGCUCUUUCAGAUGAUGUUCGCCUCCAUCACGCCGCUGCUCAUGACUGGGUCCUUCGCCGAGCGCCUCCGGUGGGACUGUUUCCUGGCCUUCACCGUGCUCUGGGAGCUCUUCGUCUACUACCCCGUCUGCCACUGGAUCUGGGGAGGAGGCUUCCUGGGUACCUGGGGGGUCAAGGACUUUGCGGGAGGGAUCGUGAUUCACGUGUCAGCUGGGGUGGGGGCGCUGGUCGUUGCCAUGAAGGACUUUCAUCUCUACCAUGGAGAGUUUCCUCCGUCCAAUCUGCCACUUGCUGGCAUCGGCACGGCUCUUCUGUGGAUGGGCUGGUUUGGUUUCAACGGAGGAUCCGCACUGCAAGCAGGAAAUCUUGCUGUGUCUGCUGUUGUUAGCACUCACAUUGCAGCUUGCUUCUCGGCGUCUGUUUGGCUGAUCUUGUCGAUGAUCCAUCACCGACCAGCGGCGACCGGGAUCUUCAACGGAGUUCUUGCUGGGCUAGCAGGCAUCACGGCAGCGUCGGGGUGGAUCAGCACGCAGGCGACCAUCUUCAUCGGCAUCACGUGCGGGUUCGUGUCCUACUACGGCAUCCGGCUGUCCAAGGCGCGGCUGCACAUCGACGAUGCUCUUGACGUCCACAUGGUUCACGGAGCGACCGGUGCUGUCGGCGCUGUCCUCCUUGGGGUGUUUGGGAGGAGGGAGUCGGAGGAAGUGUCGAGUCUCGACUGGGUGGACCACGGAGAGGUUGCCUACCACAGACUUUCUGUCCUACCUCCUGGCAAGCAAGGGUUGGCAGAGGAGUACUCCACCAUCUCCGAGGAUCUGCAGCUGCCCAUGGAGGACGAGUACUUCCGCAAGAACACUUUACUCAUCCAGGAGGACAGCGGGACGGAGUCGGACAAGCUGCUGAAUCUUGCAAGACAAGGGAAAGGAAGGGUCGGGUAUGGUCUGUGA